Molecule: messenger RNA, 1332 nt
Organism: Triticum urartu
Lineage: Eukaryota; Viridiplantae; Streptophyta; Magnoliopsida; Poales; Poaceae
Source: RefSeq, a predicted model, not a curated record
GGCUGCUCUGUUCUGCUCUGCUCUGUUAGCAGGUCUUGCUAGCAGGUACAAGCCCCCUGCGGCCAGUCCAGCCAUGGACGACGGGGACAUCGACUUCUCCAACCCGGAGACGUUCCUGUGCGAGGCCAUGGGCAACGACCCGCCGGCCAGCUGCUCCAUGGGGAGCUACUUCGACGACAUCCUCAACAGCGACGCCGACCACCUCGCCUGCACGCACACCCACACCUGCAACCCGCCCGUCCACGACCUCGCGCACCACACCCACACCUGCGUGCACGUCCACACCAAGAUCCUCUCUGCCUCCGACGACGCCGCCGAGACCUCCGAGUCCCUGCCAGAGGGCGGUGCCACCAAGAAGCAGCGCCCCUCCGGUAACCGCGCGGCCGUCAGGAAGUACCGCGAGAAGAAGAAGGCCCACACGGCGCUGCUCGAGGAGGAGGUGGCUCACCUCAAGGCUGUCAACCAGCAGCUCGUCAAGAAGCUCCAGAGCCACUCCGCGCUCGAGGCCGAGGUGGCCAGGUUGCGUUGUCUGCUUGUUGACAUCAGAGGGAGGAUCGAAGGGGAGAUUGGCACUUUCCCUUACCAGCGGACGGUGAAAAGCAACGAUUUUGUCGACCAGGGGAGCUUCCUCGGUGGUGCCCAGGUUAUGAAUUCCUGCGAUUUCAGAUGCAACGAUCAGUUGUACUGCAACCCAGGAAUGCAGCAGGCCAGAACUAUGGAAGACGAUGGUGUUAUGAGUGGCCAGGUUUUGGGGCAAGGUGCUGGUGACUCUAUGGGCUGUGUAAAACCAGGUUCUUUAAACCCCCCAGGCUGCCGCGGGGGCCAAAUGCUGUAAACAGGUCGAGGACCAUGAGGUGCUUAUCUUCUCCUUGCGAGAGACUAUUGGCUUCCCCGUACAAGGAAGACUGUAUAAAUUGCUGGCUUCUACCAGAGGGCCCAAUUUGGUUUAAACUGUCAUGUUUGUGGCUCUGUUGCCCAUGAUGCCUUCUAUGAUGCCUGGGGCGCUGCAAGUUCGUUAUAGCUCGGAUGCUAUCAGGACAUCCCUUUAUUGUUGCUUAGUUCCAGCCUCGGUAAUGUUCUUGGAGUUUGACAGCCUUUGCUCCUAGUCCUAGAUGCUCGCUGAUAAUUAGUACUGUAGAACAGACCGCGUUCGAAGGUAUCUUCAAUAAUUUAGAUUUCGGCAUCCAGGUUUUGUGGGAAGAUUACAUGUUCAGUUUUGGGUAGACCUCAAGUUGGAUGUGAGCUGCAUGAAUUUUUUCGUUGGUAUGUAUGCCCAUUGUGUUUGUUUUCUACACCGUGCCUAUGAUCAAAGCAAUUGCAUGGAUUUCAUCA